AUCAACGCAGACCCGUGACAAACAGAGUCGACCGUUCAACGACAUUUUCAUUUCCUGCAGCCCUUGCAUUACAUAAUGUAUAUGUAUCUUGUUCUCGCCAACUGGAAUACGAUCGAGCAGAUGAUGAUCUUUCGCGAUGCGAACAUUCGUGUGCACGGUAUAAAGCGACUGCAUAAUUACCUCUAUUCGGUAAUGACUGAAACAUUCAUUCGGGACUGUUCUUUCGACGCGACGUGUUCUUUUAGAUUAACGUUACCAGAGGUUAAUCGGAGGCUUUGCAGAUUAGAAAGUUGUCCAAAGUUAAGCAGCAGUAAUUCCAUGACACAGACCGAACUGUUGCAAGAGUUAACGAACAAUUGUCGUUACGAUAAAAUGGCUAGACCGUCGGGAGAAGCGAAUGCCACAGACCCGAUUAAAGUCUACACCAGAGCUUAUAUUUAUACAAUUAAAUCGAACAUGGCCAAGACAUUGCAAUUCGAUGUUCGCAUGAUACUGCAAUUUCGAUAUUUGGACAGUAGAUUAAAAUUCUCAGAUAUCGCUCCGCAUUUGAAGCAAGUAUACGGCGGGCAAUUUGUACACGAUCUAAUAUGGACACCGACCGUUUACGUUGCCGACGAACGUAGCUCGGCUCUAAUGGGGAACACCGUUAAAGAUCUACUUGUUUCCAUCGAUCCGACAGGAACGAUCAUCUUGAACACCAGGUUACAAGUAACUCUGAAUUGUGGUCUACGGCUGGAAAAAUUCCCGUUCGACGUGCAAGAAUGCCCGCUCAUUUUUGAAAGCUGGACACACAAUAUGCAUGACAUGGUACUGCUUUGGGAUCAAGAACCAAUAGUACUUGCAGAUGAAUUGCAUUUAACCGAAUACAAGCUCGUCGACAAGUGGGUGAAUACAUCGGAAGUGUUUUACACCUCGUCGGAACAACAUUACGGUCAUUUCGCCGGCAACUUCAGUUCAAUUAGUAUCACGUUCAAGCUCGCGCGUGAAAUGGGAUUCUUCAUGAUGGAUUACUACAUUCCGUCUAUUCUAAUAGUCGUGAUUUCUUGGGUGUCCUUUUGGCUGCACAUGGACGCGAGUCCGCCGCGAAUAGUUUUAGGGACAAACACCAUUCUGACGUUCAUGACUCUUGCGUCGAAAGUCGAGAAUUCUUUGCCAAAGGUUUCUUACAUAAAAGCCAGUGAAAUUUGGUUUUUAGGUUGCACCAUAUUUUUAUUUGCAGCAAUGGUUGAAUUUGCUUUCGUCAAUACAAUUUACAGACGAAAGAAGAAUGUGCCUUUGAAAAAGGUGAACAGCAAGUACAUUUUGAAAUCAACCUUGACACCGAAACUGGCGCGGAAGCAAUUCCAAAAAAAUGCUACGGGUUUAGAACGAUCGCGUUCAUGGUCGUCGCUCGAUAACGCAAACAGUAUCGAGCAAGAUUACUCUAGCCAAAAUUACCUCACCGUCCACAGUUUCCCGAGCACGCUCAACAUACCUUCCGUGAAAAUUGAUCAAGACAAAGAUCAAGAAUGUUCGGUCGGAAGCAUCGUGACCGUGAAUACUACACCGCCGCCGAAACCUUUCUCGAGAAGAGCAACGCUAGCUCAGUUACAUAAUUUCACAACAAUGACUCCACAAGAAAUUGCCCAAUGGAUCGACAGACGCAGCAGAAUCGUAUUUCCCAUUGCUUUUAUUAUAUUCAACAUUUUCUAUUGGUCUUUUAUCUGGAUUUAAUAGAUCGAAUCAUUGAAAAGUACAACAAUUUCUCUCGCUAAUCACACGUAACAUCGAAUAUUUAUGCAGCGAUCGAUCACUUUUAAAUCCCAAGGAUCAACGACUGUUCAGCUCGCCAGGCAUAAUAAUCCAUUAAUUAUACAGAGACUUGUAUGCAAUAGCAAUUUUUAUUAAUUUUCAUAAAUUACAAUAAAUACAUUUCUUUCAAAAACAUUUAUCGAAAAUAAAAUCAACGUGAAAUACCCAUCCAAUACAUUCUCUCAUGAAAAAUUGGUUAAAAUUGUAAAAACAUUUCUUUAAAUAUCAUCCGAUCAAGUGUAUGCAUGGAAUUAUGUACGUAUAUAUACUUACAUAAAUAUAGAAUAGUAACAAUUCGUGGAAUGUAUUAUUUUGUACGACACUUAUUCUUCGCUUAACUUACAGAAAGCCAGUAAUCAUUAAAAUAACAACAUCGAUUUUCUUUUCGUGGAAUAAGCUUUCAAAUACGCACACAUCUCUGAUGGGAUAUGAAAGCCAGCACCUGAAGAAUAUCUCUCUCCUUGUUUCUGAACCAAUCUCUUCGAACGUACAAUAUUUCUUGUCAGCAUCGCUCUCUGCCGAUAGGCGAGAAAUAUAUUGAAAUAUACAAGAAUGAUCCAAGAAAUCAUUUUCUCUAGAAAUGUAUUUAUACUCGACGAGGUUUAAGCCAAAACUCGGACUCGUAG
Nomia melanderi (Alkali bee) is the source of this 2417-nucleotide messenger RNA. RefSeq names its product pH-sensitive chloride channel 2. Gene Ontology annotation, molecular function: extracellular ligand-gated monoatomic ion channel activity; transmembrane signaling receptor activity. NCBI's taxonomy places the organism in Eukaryota, Metazoa, Arthropoda, Insecta, Hymenoptera, Halictidae. Gene Ontology annotation, biological process: monoatomic ion transmembrane transport. Gene Ontology annotation, cellular component: membrane. The record is from RefSeq and is a predicted model, not a curated record.